AUGGCCGAAAACGCGCCAAUGGAGGUCGAUUCUCCCGCCACCAAGCAGCCCCGCUUCCAGGUCAAAAAGUGGAACGCGGUUUGUCUCUGGUCCUGGGACAUUGUCGUCGACAACUGCGCUAUCUGCAGGAACCACAUCAUGGAUCUUUGCAUCGAAUGUCAAGCAAACCAGGGCUCAGCAACUACAGAGGAAUGCACCGUCGCGUUUGCCCACUCGACAACAGAGAAUGGGAACUCCAAAAGUACGGCCGAUGAGCAUCAAGGCCUUUCCCUGCAUCCGAUCCAAGCUCCAUUCUAUGUACUCUAG
Messenger RNA from Moesziomyces aphidis, 306 nucleotides. NCBI's taxonomy places the organism in Eukaryota, Fungi, Basidiomycota, Ustilaginomycetes, Ustilaginales, Ustilaginaceae. The record is from the annotation of a GenBank genome assembly.